AUGGCUUUCGCGCACCAGGAUGUGCUUGCCUUCGUUGCUGGGUUGCCCCAGGGUGCCCUGGGAGGCGCGGCGCAACAGGACAUGGUGGAAUGGUGCUCGUUCCUGCUCGACGUUGAUCCGUCGCCGAAGGCGAAGCACGACCUCUUCUGGUACCUGUCCGUCGGGCGCCUGCUGGGGGAGACGAUGGGCUCCAUCUCUCCCCUGGACUUGGCCGAGCCUGCCAUGCGGGACGUCAUCAGCAGCACGAUCAAACACGGCGAGAAGCCGUACGACAAGGAUGGUGAGAGCCCCGUGUUCCGUGCGUGGGCAGUGCAGCCAGCCCAGAUCGCCUUCGCACUCCGUGUUCAGAGGAAGUGCGGGGCCACAGAGCCGCCUCCUCCAACUCCCGAGGCCACCUUGGCUUCCACGAUGCGCGAGUACUUGGAGGCCCAGGCGGCCACCCACAAGCGGUCAACCAAGGCGCUUUCUUUUAAGCUGUCUGAGCGGGUUGCUGAGCUUGGCAUGGCCACCUUCCCGGAGGAUCUGCUGCCAUCGGAAGAGAACUUGGCUGUUUUCGAGGCGGCAGGCCGCGUCGCACGUGACAAAGGCCGCUUGUACAUCGGCAGCGCAGAAGGCGAGGACCUGCAAAGGAACUUUCGCCCUUCAUGGUCACGCGUGCCGGCCGUCGAGGUCCCCGUUGGGGACGGGUCGGUGCCCGACCGCCAGCGGCAGAUGGCCGAGCUGAAGCGCGCUCGCGCCGCCACGGAGGUGGCGGAGGAGCACGGCGGCGCCCGCACCGCGUACCAGUGCGACAUCCUGGCGCGGAAAGCGAUGGCCAAGGGCCUAGAGAAGGGCGACGCCGACUGGAAAGUGAUGUUCUCCAGGAUCGACCGGGACCUGGCCAAGGAGGCCAGGGACAAGGUGACGGCCAGAGCUUCUGAUGCUGCGAAGUUCGCCCACACCAAGGGCAAGGGCAAGGGGAAAGCCGACGGCGCCGCUCAGAAGGGCGGUUCCGGUCACGGCUCUGCCGCCAGCUCGGCGGCGCACCCACGCAAGCAGCAGGGCGGCUGGCAGGGCGGCUGGCAGAGCCAGGACCGCGGCGCCAAAGCGUGGAAGAAGUGA
Messenger RNA from Prorocentrum cordatum, 1101 nucleotides. The record is from the annotation of a GenBank genome assembly. NCBI's taxonomy places the organism in Eukaryota, Dinophyceae, Prorocentrales, Prorocentraceae.